UGUACGCUCAAUACCAAGACUGUGGAGUGUGCAAAGAAGAGAGAGGGAGUGAGAGAGGAGAGAGGUGGGGGGGGAUACAGUUGGAUUUGGAUACAACUGGAAAACUACCAAGCGCGCAGAGCACGCACCGAACGGACGGCACAUCGACGGUGCGUAGCCAGCAUUUCAUCUACUCCCCGUCCCCUUUAGAUCGGAUUGAGCCGAGAAUGGACCUCCCUGCCGCCGGAGAGCAUGUCUUUGCGGUGGAGGGCAUCGAAAAGAAGCGCAUUCGAAAGGGCAAGAUAGAGUACCUGGUCAAGUGGCGAGGCUGGUCUCCCAAAUACAACACAUGGGAACCAGAGGAAAACAUCCUUGACCCGCGCCUUCUCGUCGCGUUUCAACUCAGAGAGAGGCAGGAGCAGAUGAUGGGAUAUCGAAAACGUGGACCGAAACCAAAACAUCCUUUUUUCCAGGUGCCCUCAUUUGCCCGAAGAUCAAGUAUUCCUACUGGUCUUGAGGAAACAUCUCAGGAUGCAGAAGCCAACCUGAAGUCUGAUCCCAUUCAGGUGCAGCAGCGCUCCCAGCCUCAGCAGUACCAACUGAACAGCAAGAAGCACCAUCAGUACCAGCCCAGCAGCCAGGAGAUCCCUGGUGACCAGAUGGCCAACAGCAAGAAGAAGUUUAUCUAUCAGCUAAACAGCAAGAAGCACCAUCACUAUGAGCCUGACCCAAAUAUGUAUGAUGCACAGGCUACUAGGCUCAAAGAGGUGGUUAAAGUUCAGGAAGCAACCAGUAAACCUGCAAAUCCAGGCUGGAACUUACCUCUGGCCCUGCAGCAGAAGUGGGUCCGUGACAAAGACACGGGCUGCCUGAGCAAAGUCAAAGAGCUGGCCGUGGAAGUGAGGAAGCCAGCUGUUAAAGAGGCGGAGAGCGAGCACGCCCUUAAACCCAAUCCUAAAGAUGCAACCCUGCCAAGUGCUAUUAGCAGCAAAAUGAAGAUAAUCAAGAAUAAAAACAAGAAUGGACGCAUUGUUAUUGUCAUGAGCAAAUAUAUGGACAGUAACAAGGUUCAUGGAGCAAAGGGUAAACACGGGGAAUCAUCGAGAGAAGAGAAACCCCAAAACAUCAAAGUGUCAGAAAACAAUCCAGCACAUGGAACCAAAUUGGAGAAGCACUUGGAGAACGGUGUCCCCAAAGAGAUUUGUAAUGGAAGUUCCCUCUCUGUAGCAGAGCAUCCUAUAAAGUGUUCCCCAAAAGACAGACAUUUCUCCAAACCUUCACCAAGCACAGCAGAGGAAUACAACACCGAAGUGGCUCGGGGUCAGGCUGAUUUGCCGGACGAUUUACCUUUACAGCUGACCGCGAGCUCUCCUCCAACUUCUUGGGCUGUGGAUACCAGCAUCCCAACUCCAACAGCUGUCGACCACAUCCGGAUUCCUUCUUUUCCCAGUGACCGCAAGAGGAAGCUCUCAGAUCCCGUGGAGGACAGGAGCAUAUCCAAACUCUACCUGGGUUCGAGGAGCUUCAGUGUGCCUAGCACUGUGCCCACACCACCGCAGGAUAAACCAAUGGACCUCCACUGCAGCGGCCCACGCCACAGCAGUGUAUGUACGUAUGAGGAUUUGGGCAGCCAAGAGGAGCCGAUGGACCUCAGCUGCCCAAAGACUAAGAAGCAGGCUGAAGCAGAAACACAGCCGGAGCCUGAGCCCACUGUCAAAGAUACGCCUCCUGUGACAGAGGACACGCAGGAAACCACAGAGGGAUCUAAAGAAGCACCUGUUAAAACAGUCUCCCCUUUUAUGGGAAAUAUCAUUAUCACUGACAUCACAACAAACAGUCUCACCGUAACCUUUAAGGAAUAUGUUUCUUUCUAAGAAACUACUUACAAAAUGGGACUACCACUGACCAAUUGGAUGAUCCUGUUCAUAUGUGCAUAUGUAAAAACAUGGGAAUUUUGUAUAUAUGGAAAUUUAUAAUUUAUCAUGGAAAUUCAAUAUGUUUCUUAUAAUGUUUUAUACUGUAACUCCUCUCUGUGAUGUUGUAGCCAAGAAAGUGCCCUCGAGGAUUUGAGCGAAUACUAUUCAGGUGGAAAUAUUCCACCACCAAAAAAAAAAUAAUAAUAAUAAAAAAUCAGUUAAUUUGUCAUACGGAGCUAAACUUUUGCUGUCGUUUCAUACCUGUACCAAACUUAUAACCCGAGAUGUAUGAAGGUUUAUACAGAUUUUGUAUUAAUAUCUCUUAUUUUGGUCCUGACAGAAGUUGCAGAGGACGUUGUUGAGUAUAUCCUGAUCAAAGAUCAAAUUGAAAGCACUUAAUUAUAUUUUCACACGUUUGCUUGUGUCAUUAGUGGGGAAACAGCUAGUCUCCUUCAUUUAAAAAAAAAAAAAAAAUCCUAGACAAAUACCCUCAGGCUGAAUUGGCAUGUUUUGUUAGCGGCUUGUUUUAAAGAUUAUGAUUAGCAAAAUGGGAAAAAAACAAAACAAAACAUGCUGUGACAACUGUGAGAGACGCACAACUGUGUCGACAGCUUUUAAGCGAUGUCCCGGCAUUUUCUUUUGUAACGUUUUUGUCUCAUCACUUAGUGCAGCAAAGCGGUCAGCAGGUCUGCUGUUGCAGCCUGAUCUGCUAAUAUAUCCGCACAUUUCCAGUUAAGAAACAUUUUUGGAAAGAAAGAAAUAUAACGUAGAUUUUUUUUGUUUUUUUUUUAAAGGCAGUUGCACAUUAAGAAAAUUGUGUCAUUUAUCAAACACGUCUUCCCUGUUAAGAUGAUUUUUUUCCCCCCUAUUGUACAUUGUGAUUUAUUGCUGACAUAUUCCUGGAGUUUAAAACACUGCUAGUUUUGUUAGAAGGCUUUAAUGUCACACCGAUUUACAACAGUCAUCUCAUUUUACUUUCAAAGCUCAUCCUAUGAUCUGAAGAGUACACGUGUGCACUAUUUGUUGUACAAAAAAAAAAAACAAAAAAGGCUGCCAGGGUCAUGAGUGAGUAUGCUACAGAGAUUAAAUGUGUUACGAGACUGACUUUGUACGCUGUUACAUGCAAUCCAAUGAGUGCAAGCUGUUUUGACUAUGCUGCUGAGAAUUCAAAUAUCAAAGCUGUUGGAUGUACCCUACACUUGAGUCGAAACGGCCUUCUACGCACAUUUAAUGCAAAGCCAGUGAGAAUGCUAAAAUGCUAUAAUGAUGAAAAAUGAAGAGUGCAUAUUUAUUGACGUUUAAUAUGUUGUUCAAAAGCAGUUCGGAGAUGUGUUUGCUGCAUCAGAAGCUGUAUGAAUCCAUUGAAGAGCUUCACCCUUUUUGGAGGAUUUUGAGUCUGUUUGCUACUUCUUCUUUUCUUCCUUUCACUUUGUUCUCUUCAUUCCUUCUUGCACUCAUUUCAAAGUCAAAAUGAUUGUUAUAAAGUAUGUUAUACCUGGAGUUGGCUGACUUACUGUUGUUGGCAUAGCUUAUUGACUGG
This is a messenger RNA of Archocentrus centrarchus (flier cichlid), 3435 nucleotides long. It is a transcript of the gene cbx4, whose product is annotated as chromobox homolog 4 (Pc class homolog, Drosophila). Gene Ontology annotation, molecular function: SUMO ligase activity; SUMO binding. Bases 207 to 1853 code for a protein of 548 amino acids. NCBI's taxonomy places the organism in Eukaryota, Metazoa, Chordata, Actinopteri, Cichliformes, Cichlidae. Gene Ontology annotation, cellular component: PRC1 complex. The record is from RefSeq and is a predicted model, not a curated record. Gene Ontology annotation, biological process: negative regulation of transcription by RNA polymerase II; protein sumoylation. The transcript has 5 exons.